Molecule: messenger RNA, 1968 nt
Organism: Penicillium taxi
Lineage: Eukaryota; Fungi; Ascomycota; Eurotiomycetes; Eurotiales; Aspergillaceae
Product: putative alpha-L-rhamnosidase A
Exons: 2
Coding region: 1-1968 (655 amino acids)
Biological process (GO): carbohydrate metabolic process
Source: RefSeq, a predicted model, not a curated record
AUGGCUUCUAUAUUUUUCGGCUUGCUACUCCUGCCGUUGGUUACAGCAAAGGCUCCAUACGCGGAGUACAUCUUAGCACCAAGCUCGCGAGACGUGACUCCAGAAUCAGUUCGUCAAGUCAACGGCUCAGUUACAAACCCCGAAGCUUUGACACAAUCAUCCGGUGAAAGUACUACUUUUCAUGGUGUUUCUUCAGUGACAUAUGACUUUGGGAAGAACGUCGCCGGUCUCGUCUCCGUUGACAUUGGCGCGUCCUCAUCCUCAUCCGCCUUCAUUGGGGUGACGUUUACCGAGUCCAGUCUUUGGAUUAGCCACGAGGCAUGUGAUUCUACUGCCAAUUCUGGCCUUGACACUCCGCUAUGGUUCCCUGUUGGUCAGGGAGUAGGAAAAUAUACUCCUGACCUCCAGUACCAGCGGGGCGCCUUCCGCUACUUGACGUUAGUAAGCAACACGACUGCUACAAUAUCAGUUGACUCUGUCCAUAUAAUCUUCACAGCAGCGCCGACCCAAGAUCUUCAGGCAUACACUGGAUGGUUCCACUCGAAUGACGAACUGAUCAACGAGAUCUGGUAUGCUGGUGCUUAUACAAGCCAACUAUGCACUAUUGAUCCGAGAUACGGCGAUUCUUUAGUGGACCUUAGUCUCUCAUCAACAGCCAAUAUAACAUUACCACAGACAGAAGUUUGGUACAGCAACUACACAAUAGCAAAUGGAAGCAGUACCAUCACCGACGGUGCCAAGCGUGACAGGUUGGUAUGGCCUGGUGAUAUGGCCAUUUCCCUCGAAGGCAUUGCAGUCAGCACUGGAGAUCUGUACAGUGUGCAAAUGGGUCUAGAGUCAUUGUUAGUACUGCAACAGGCUGAUGGUGAGCUACCCUGGGCAGGGGUACCAUUUAAAUUGCCGAGCUACACAUACCACCUACACAGCUUGAUCGGGGUAUCAUACCUAUACCGGUUCUCUGGAGACAAGGCCUGGCUAUCUAGGUACUGGGGUCAAUAUAUUCGCGGGAUCCAGUGGGCCCUGUCUUCAGUUGACAGCUCUGGCUUGGCAAAUGUGACGAUCGGCAAUGAUUGGCUUCGGGCUGGCAUGGGUGGCCAUAAUAUCGAAGCGAACAGUAUUUUAUACUUUGUGCUACAGCAGGCUCAGAACCUAGCUGAAGAUCUAGGCUAUACCUCCCACAAUUCCAAUUGGAGCGCUAUCGCUGCGAAAUUGAAAUUAGCAGCCAAUACACUCCUUUGGGACGAUGCUGUUGGGCUAUACAGGGAUAACGAAACUGCCACACUCUACCCACAAGAUGGGAAUGCCUGGGCUAUUAAAGCGAAUAUCACUUCAGACGCUCAAAUUAAUAAAGUUUCAAGUGCUCUCAAAGCACGCUGGGGAACUUAUGGCGCACCCGCCCCAGAAGCAGGAAUAACCAUCUCACCAUUCAUCGGUGGCUUUGAGCUGCAAGCGCACUACAUCGCCGGAGAAGCUCAAAGCGCAUUGGAUCUGAUACGCUUACAGUGGGGCUUCAUGCUGAAUGAUCCUCGAAUGACUCACUCCACUUUUAUUGAGGGUUACUCGACCGAUGGAUCGAUUCACUACGCUCCAUAUGGCACUGUAGACUCGCGCAUUUCACACGCGCAUGGCUGGUCAACGGGCCCGACAUUUGCGUUGACUGCCUAUUCCGCAGGGAUUCAGCUGAUAGGAGCAGGCGGUUCUAGCUGGCUCAUUGCACCGCAACCGGGAGACCUGACUUUAGUUGAUAGUGGGCUGACUACUUCUCGAGGAGUGUUUUCGAUCUCAUACCAGCGGGACUCGGAUGGAUCAUAUCGGGAACUGUCAUUCAAGACACCCUCUUCCACCAUUGGGGCGGUAAAACUACCCGGUGUUAACGGUAUAUUGGUUUCAUCAACUGGGCAACGCAUUAAGUUUGUAAAUAGUGUUACCGGACUUCGUGGUGGAAACUGGAAGCUGCAACUAAAUUGA